This is a messenger RNA of Helianthus annuus (common sunflower), 600 nucleotides long. Its product is annotated as extensin-like. NCBI's taxonomy places the organism in Eukaryota, Viridiplantae, Streptophyta, Magnoliopsida, Asterales, Asteraceae. The transcript has 2 exons. The record is from RefSeq and is a predicted model, not a curated record. The coding region runs from base 1 to 600 and encodes 199 amino acids.
AUGAACUAUUACGAGGGAACGAAAAAAGCCUACGUCACAAACACCGCCCAACACAUCGACCAUCUACCACAACCACCUGCUGUCGUCACCACCCGCCACCAACUUCCGCCGACCACCACCACCGUCAUCGGCCGCCCGCCGCCACCGCCAUCGACUACCACCGCUGCCACCCGCCAUCGCAAACCACCGCCACCCCGACCACUACCGCCACCCUCUGCCGACCACCACCACCAUCCUGCGCUGCCACCAACCGCUACCGUCGACCACCACCACCCAUCGACGCCACUCGCUAGCAACGACCACCGCCACCCCGACCACGACCGCCACCCUCCGCCGGCCACCACCACCACCCUCCGCGGCCACCUCCUGCUACCGUCAACCACCACAACCCACCGUCAUCGUCGCCACCACCAUCGAUCACCAUCGCCGCCACCUGCAACCACCGACCACCGCCACCCUCCGCCGACCACUACCAUCAUCCUCCGCGCCUACCACCAGCUACUGUCGACCACCACCACCCAUCGUCGCCGCCACCACCAUUGCUGCCACUUGCCACCGCAGACCACCACCAACCCCGACAAUCGCCGCCGCCACCGCUAA